UUUUUGUGUAAAGUCGAUAAUUUUUUUUUUUGUUUUCAAAUACAAACAUGCAUAGGUAAUGAUCGAUAGAUUCAAUAAUUUAACCAUAUGAUGAUGAAUCCAUCGGGACCAUCAAUUUGGCCACCAACGCCACAUCAUCAACAACAUCAUAAUCAAUCACCUGCUUUGAUCAUAAAUGAUAAUGAUAAAUCAACCAAUUCGGCUGCAAUUCUUAUGGCCAAUCAAUCGUCUGGAUCACCGUAUGGCAAUGGAAAUGGUGCAAAUAUUAACAUCGAUACUGAAUCAUUACUUUCUGGUUACAGUGAUCCUCGUAUUAAAAGCAAAGGCAUGAAUGGUAGUGCCACAGCAACAUACGCUUGUCUAUUAACAAACAGUACAACGGCCGUAAAUAAUACGUCAGUACUUGGAACAUCCGUUGUUCCUUCGCCUUUGGCAACAGGCACACCUAACGUAGUCAUUAAUCCAUACCAUGGCAAUUAUCAGGCCAAUACCGGUCAUCCGGAUGCUCAAGUGCAUAGCGUAGUUUCGAUGCGAAGUGCUGGACGACAAUCACAUCAUUCAAAUCGAAAUGGUCAUGCAACUAAGACAGUUGAAUCAGGUUAUCCUGUUAGCGGAAACAGUCAAGAUAUUGUUCAGGUAUCGAUGUUGUCCCCCGAUGAUAAUUGGAACGAUAAUACAACCGCCGUCACUGGCAACACAAGCGAUCAAUCUGGAUCAAUGGAUGAUCUCAGUAAAAUUGACAACACAGGAUUCACAAUCAAUAGACUUACUGGUUGUCAGCUAUGGUCUGGUUUGAUCGUAGCCAUAGUCUUGUCUGUAUGUGCCUUUCUUUCGCCAAUCAUAAUGAUCAUCAUUCCCCGAAUCGAGCUAUUCGAAUGGAAAGUCAAAGAAUGUGGACCCGAAUGUGAUGGUCUGGUCCUAAGUUUUCUUUUCAAACAAUUAAUUCUGGCCAUAGGCAGUUGGGCUGUCUUUUUCCGUCGUCCACGAUCGACAAUGCCACGUAUCUGUACAUAUCGAAGCACGGUACUAGCUUUUAUCUUGGUGUUGCUGGUUUCAUAUUGGCUUUUCUAUCUGGUCCGCAUCGCUGAUAAACGAUUAAGCGAUGAAGAUGCUAUCAGUUAUUACAGUGUUAUUAUGUUUGCCAUAUCGUUGGUUGACGCCUUGUUAUUUAUUCAUUACUUGGCUGUUUUGAUACUUCGAAGCUGCCAUCUGGAGAAUGAAUUCUUUAUCAAAGUAGUUCGUUCACCGGAUGGUCAUAGCCAAUGUUAUACGUUAGGUCGGACAUCCAUUCAAAGAGCUUCGUUAUGGAUAUUGGAAAAAUAUUAUCAGGAUUUUCCACGUUACAAUCCGUUUCUAGAACGAUUAGCAAUGAGAAAAAGUCGCCGAAAUAGUAGUCUUUCUCGACAAGGACUUAAAUUUUAUGAUGUUGAUGGCGUUACCGGUCCAGGCUCGACCAACAAAUCAAAUAAUGGAGAGAAUAAUCCUCUUCAACUAAGUCCAAAAUCAAUAUUGGCUCAAAAUACGGCUGCAAAUGCGGGAAGACGAUGGCCAAAAAAUGCAACGCACCUAAAUGGCGGUAGUACCAUUUCAGAUGGCCGAUGUAAUAGACGUCAGGAACGCGAUACGACUAGUCAUCAUAGCGGUCAUUCAGGACAUCAUCAUCAUCGAAAUCAUAAUGAUCGUUUACACGAAGAACAUGAAUAUGAACGACGAGUUCGUAAACGAAAAUCUCGACUAAUGAGCGUUACGGAAGAAGCGUUCACUCAUAUCAAACGUAUUCAACAGCAAAGUCAUGGCCCUUUAUCAACAUCAUCGAUGAACCCGAAAGAAGCUGCACAAGCUAUUUUUCCAACAAUUGCUCGUACUUUACAGAAAUAUUUACGCGCAACAAGACAACAAUCACGACAUUCAGUUCAAUCAAUAUUAGAACAUCUAUCAAUUUGUCUUACAUAUGACCUAAGUCCAAAAACAUUUCUUGAAAAAUAUCUAUCACCACAUAAUCCACAUGUUGGUUGGUCAACAAACAAUGAUCAUAUCGAAACAUGGAAUCUUAUUUCCGAUACAUUAGUAUCACGUUCAAUCGAAUCGGGUAGCCAAUUUUUAUUACGUCAAGAAGAUCAUGUUUGCUUAUUGGUAACAAUAAAUCGUAUGCCAUAUUUAAAUCUGGUCGAACAAGUGAUCGAUAUUGAACGAACCAAAUUCCUAUUCAAAUUAAAUUCCGAAACUUCUGUUUGAAACAAAUUUUUUUCCGAUUUGCACUUGUAAUUUUUUGAACGAAAUUUCCAGGUGCUAGUGAUAGUUAAUUUUAAAACCCUUGUUUGUAAAUAUUAUAAACUAUUAUAAUUCUUCCCCUUUCACCCACCACCACCACCAACAACAAUUGUUUUUUUGUACAUUUUUUAUUUUAUAAUGCUUAUUGCUUUCUUCUUUACUUUGAUUUUUUAAAUUAAAAAAAGAAUUUUUUUCA
This is a messenger RNA of Dermatophagoides pteronyssinus (European house dust mite), 2467 nucleotides long. RefSeq names its product Strabismus domain-containing protein Vang (gene Vang). The record is from RefSeq and is a predicted model, not a curated record. Gene Ontology annotation, biological process: multicellular organism development. NCBI's taxonomy places the organism in Eukaryota, Metazoa, Arthropoda, Arachnida, Sarcoptiformes, Pyroglyphidae. Gene Ontology annotation, cellular component: membrane.